This is a messenger RNA of Saccostrea echinata, 1351 nucleotides long. RefSeq names its product GTP-binding protein Di-Ras2-like. The record is from RefSeq and is a predicted model, not a curated record. NCBI's taxonomy places the organism in Eukaryota, Metazoa, Mollusca, Bivalvia, Ostreida, Ostreidae. Gene Ontology annotation, cellular component: plasma membrane. The transcript has 2 exons. Gene Ontology annotation, biological process: signal transduction. The coding region runs from base 164 to 892 and encodes 242 amino acids. Gene Ontology annotation, molecular function: GDP binding; GTPase activity; GTP binding.
UCAGGCGAUCGAUUUUCUGGCUUUAUCGAUGUUGUCAGUCUCAAUUUAGCAAACAACGCCGACUUAUUCGAAGGUCGCGCGCAGUGUAUAUCGAUUUCUCUGUAGAGCGGCGAAUAGCGAUGAAAAAAUGGCGAAUGAAGACAUCAGCUGCGAGCUGCUGUAGAUGAACAAAGACGACACGUUAGCUGGCACGAUGAGUGGUGUGAGUCGAAUGUCCAUCCGAGGAUCGGCCAAUGUGAACUCUAGAACAGCACUCCAGAUUCCACCAAAGGAUCGUUCUGUGCGCCUGCGCGUGAUGCCCGAACAGAGCAAUGACUAUAGAGUGGUGGUUUUUGGAGCGGCUGGAGUGGGCAAAAGUUCAUUAGUGUUGAGGUUUGUGAAAGGAACAUUUAAGGAGAGUUAUAUUCCUACCAUUGAGGAUACUUACCGACAAGUGAUAAGUUGUAAUAAACAGGUUUGUACAUUACAAAUCACAGACACUACCGGAAGUCACCAGUUUCCCGCCAUGCAAAGACUUUCAAUCUCCAAAGGCCAUGCUUUCAUUUUAACGUAUUCCAUUACCAGCCGUCAGUCUUUGGAAGAACUGAAACCCAUUUAUAAUGAGAUUGUUCAAAUCAAGGGUGACCUCCGAGACAUUCCGGUAAUGCUUGUAGGGAAUAAAUGUGACGAAGAAUGCCGUGACGUUCCUCAAAGAGAGGGAGCCGAGUUGGCAAAAAGUUGGAAUUGUGCCUUUCUUGAAACUUCGGCAAAAACAAAUUACAAUGUGAAGGAAUUGUUUCAGGAGCUUCUUCAGUUGGAGACGCGGCGGACAAUGAGUCUCCAACUGGAGACGAAGAAAACAAAAUCACAAAAAAGAAAGGAAAAGUUAAAGGGAAAAUGUGUUGUGAUGUAGCCUCCAGUCGUUGUGUGUAUUUUCUAUGCAGAUCAGUAUGUGUGCACUUUGUUGAAUUCCGUUGCAUAUAUCUAACUUUACUUGACACUCUCAGGAUUAUGCCAACGUCUAAGUCAUUUUAUUUUCAAUUGACGCAUGCGUCUCGGUGAAGUCCGUUAUUCGUGUUCGACUGGGCGUCCCUGAACUGUUAGUGUACGGAAAUCUUCAUUUGUUUGAAAGAAACUUAGAAUUGGGUGAAUUGUUGGCCAUCAUGUGGUCUCUGUUGCGACAGAUUAUUUGUUAUGUCCAAAAUCAUUUACAGUUUGUACAUAGAGUAAUUUAGAGAAUUCUAACGUAGAUCCAAGUUGAUUGUUUUUAUAUAAAUAAAAAUAUUUUUGUCAUGUUCAUAAAUCAACAACUGAUGUUUAUCAGGAAAAGAAAUAGUGUUUAUUAGAACUCUUAUAUAAAUUUAAUCUUUAA